AUGUCUGAUUUGAAAAAACUCAAAUCAAAACUAAAAAGUGAUAGUCCUGUUGGUGUUGAUUCUAAAACUAUGAUUGUAGAGACAGAGACUGUAAAUAUACCGCCUAUUUCUAUAGGUUCUCCUAAUGAUUCUAACAAUAAUAAUGAAAAUAACAAAAAUACGACGAUUAUGAAAGUAAUAAGUAAUGACACCCAAAAUGAUAAUAACAUCAAAAGACAGUCUUAUAUACUAGAUACAAGAAUAGUCAAUGGUGGUAAUAAUAACAAUAUUGAUCGAAUUACUUCGAAUGAUAGUAAAAUGCGUGGCAACAAGAAUGAACGGGGGAAUGGGCAAGAAUCAAACCAGAAACUAAAAGAGCAAGGAAACUUUAUGAAUAGCCUCCAUAAUGAUCAUGGCUCUACAGCUUCUUUGACUGAUUUUUUGAAUAACAACGAAGAUUUGAGUCCACCAAAGGAGGAUAUUAUACCUACUAAUCCCAUCAAUGAUCAACAAUUAGUAUCUAAUUUCUUAAUAAAGCCUAAUUUAAUUGAUAACAACCCUUUAUCUAGUCAUAUAACAUCUUCUUCUUUAAGAAAUAAGAAAUCAAGUUUAUUAAUCAAUUCUACUAGUCCUACUAUAGAUUCUAUAUUUAAUGAGAACGAAAGUGACGUUAAUAAUAAUGUUGAAAACAGUGGUGAUAAUCAUGUUAAAAUAUUAACCAAAGAGGACAAUAAUGCUAAUACUAAUGAUGCUAAUGCUAAUGGUAAGAAUAAUGAUAAGAAUAAUGAUAAGAAUAAUAACAAUGCUAAUGAUAAUGAUAAUGAUGAUAAUAAUAAUAAUAAUAAUAAUAAUAAUAAUAGUAAUAAUAAUAAUAAUAAUAAUAAUAAUGAUAAUAAUAAUAAUAAUAACAAUAAUAAUAAUAAUAAUAAUAAUAAUGAUAAUAAUAACGAUAAUAAUAAUAAUAAUAAUAAUAACGAUAAUAAUAAUGAUAAUAAUAAUAACGAUAAUAAUAAUGAUUAUAAUAACGAUAAUAAUAAUGAUGAUAAUAAUGAUAAUAGUAAUAUUAAUAGUAGUGGUAGUAUUGCUAGGAGAAAAGUUGAAGAUACAAAUAUUGAAUCACUAAUCAAAGGAAAUAAUAAUAGUGACAAUAUUCAUGAAAGUAGUGACGAAAUCAUCAAAAGCUUGCAUAAAGAAAGUACUGGUAAGGACGGAGAAAUAGCUGAGAACCGUAACAAAAUUGGUUUUUCAACUAGCAAAUCUAAAAGCAAUUCAUUAUCUACGCUACCGGAAACAAAGUUAACAAUUAAUGCUAAUACUGAAAACGCUUUAAAACUAAACGCCUCAGAAAGUUCAUUAAAUAAUAACAUUUUAAGUAAUAAUAACCAACUGGAUGAUAAUGAUGGUAAUAUACAACAUAAUGAUUUAUUUCCUAAUUCUUCACGGGACACUAAAAGUGAUUCCAAAAGACUGAGCUUUAAUAGUAAUAAUGAUACAAUCACUUCAGGAACUGAUCAUUUAGACGAUACCUUAAUCAUUGAUCAACAAACGGAGGAUGAUUCUGACAGGCAUACUAUUAAGAGUAUUGGUACCAAUAGCACCAUUAGCAGAAAAAGGGAUACCGUUAAUAUAACACCAGGCUUUGAAAAAAAAAAUACAGAGAUAAGAAAUGAUACUUCCAAAAACCUCGUGCUGGCUAAAAUGAAUAUUAAUUCAUCGGAUAAAAGUAACAAGCUUGAACAGCAAAAUAAUAAUAAUAAUAAUAAUAAUAAUAGUGCUGGUAUAAAGAUUAAUGAUGUCGAUAAUAUGAUUAGCAACAAUUACGAUGCUACGGCAAACACUGUCAAUCCCAAAAAAAAUAUCAAAAACAUCAACAAUAGUAUUACUAAUACGACUACAGGUGAUAAUGAUAAUAAAGACAAAUCUGCUGCUAAAACUGAUUUUUUUGCUGCAAGACUAGCCAAUGCAGUUGGUGUAGCUAAUAAUAAUGAAGCAUCUGAUUCUGAAGAAACAUUUGUUUAUGCCGAUUAUUUAGAUAGUGCUGUUAAUAGCAUUGCUCCAACACCUUCAAUAUCAUCAUUUCAGCAAGUUCAACAAUUACAACAACAAUCUUUGACCCCUAGUUUACUACAAGAACAUGAUUUUGUAACUAACAGCAAUAAUAUAAGCAAAUUAGAAUUGCAACCUUCCAGUAAACCUUAUGGUCUUUUAUCCAAGGCAAGCGCACCUGUAUUGGGCAGUAAUCAUGUUGCUAACACUUCUCUGACUAAUAAUACUAUUAAUACUGGUAUAACAGGUGCUGUCAAUAAUGCAGGGACUUUGAAGGCUAAAAGGAUGAUGCAGAAUACAGCUAGGCAUUCUAGUAUUGGUCCUAUCCCUUAUAAUCAUAAAUAUGCAUUACCAACAACAACGUCUUCUAACGUUAAUACUACCAUUAGCACGUUGACAAACGAAAGUAUUAGCACCAAUAACGCCGCUAGUAAUGAAAAUGUUGGAAAUACUUCUAUAAAUACUUUUGGUUCUAAUAAGAUUAUUAGUAAUAAUAAUAAUAAUACUAGUAAUAAUACUGGUAAUGGUGAUAAUGAUAAUACUAAUACUGGUAGUGGUAAUAAUAAUAAUAAUAAUAAUAAUAAUAAUAAUAAUAAUAAUAAUAAUAAUAAUAAUAAUAAUAAUAAUAAUAAUAAUAAUAAUAAUAAUAAUAAUAAUAAUAAUAAUAAUAAUAAUAAUAAUAAUAAUAAUACUGAUACUAAUACUGAUACUAAUACUGAUACUGAUACUAAUACUGAUACUAAUACUGAUACUAAUACUGAUACUAAUACUGAUACUAACACUGAUACUAACACUGAUAUUGAUAAUAUUGGUAUUAAUGGUACGUGCAAUGAUAUCACUAAUACUAGUAAUAGUAAUAAUAACAAUAAUAACAACAGUAGUAGUAAUAAUAAUACUGAAUUAUCAACAUCAUUACGUAAUACUUCGUCUAUGCCUAAUGAGUCUGUUGUGGAACCAGAUUAUCACAAUUUUACUAGCAAUUCUACUGUUAUUAACAAUGUUCUUACGGAAUCACUCUCUCCAAGAAAGAAGAACAUUAAUAAUUUAACAAUUAGAAGAACUAAUGUCGGCCUGGGUGGUGCUUUACCAACCAAUUCUACCGGUAUGAUCAGUACUAGCAGUAUUGUUAAUGCUUCUAACAAUAAUGAUACAUCUAACAGUAUUAUUGCUCCAAAUCCUGCAGUUGCUACUACUACGAAUAAUCCUAAUAACAGGAUUAUGAAUAUAUCGAACUACGAUGUUGGUAAUCUGGGCAAUAUGAAGACUUCGAAUACAAUGACUACCUCCAAUUUUACUCCCCAACCACAACUAUCACAGUUGAGAACGACUGCUUCGAGAAUGUUUGGCAAACAAAGUAACAGUAGUAUUCGAAGGCAUGUCCCCAAGGAUGUUAAUUUAGAAGAUUAUAUAGAUGAAGUCCAUGACACAGAAUAUGAUCUUGGUGUAUUGAAUAAUAAUAAUGGCGAUUAUUAUGAUGAAGAUGAUGAUAGGUCUAUGUUUUAUUAUAGGUCAAACAACAGAAAUUCAUUAAUAAAUAAUAAUAAUAUUAAUAAUAGAACAAGCUUGUACCCUAUUGAUUCAGAAGAAUAUACACACAACCAAUAUCAAUCUGAAUUUGAUUUACGUGGUAGAAGAAUCUUUACAGAAGACUCUUAUGGCGAGGAACCACAAAUACAUUCACAUUUGGGGUCGCAUGUAAUACCUAAUAAUGUAGCAGCAGCUACAGCUACUACUACUACCACUGGUACUAAUAAUAAAAACAAUAGUACGAAAAUAAAUAAUAGUACGAGUUAUGGAGGUAUUAUUAACACCAACUUUAAGAAAGGCAACAAGGGGAAAAAGACCAAAGCAGAUGGUAGUAUUAGAACAUCUUUGACAACAAUUAGUACAAUGAAUAGCAUGACUAAUAGUACAACCAAAAGCGCUGCUACUGAUGCGGGUGAUGAGGAUGAAGGGGAAAGUAGGGAGGCAGAACAAGAGUAUUUGGCAAGAUAUUAUAAUAGCAACGCUGCAGAUAAUGAUAAGAAGAAAAAAAAUGGAAAUGUAAAUAGUAACAUUGAUGAUGGCUCAGGAUUUAGUAAAAAUAUACCGGUCCAAUCGUUCAAUGGAAUAUCUGAGCCAAAGCCUACAUCGAAUAGAAAUUACCAUUAUCAUUAUAAUAGCACACCAGAAGGAAAUAUUGCUAGAGAUGUUAAUGGUCUGAUUGGAAAAUCCAACCCAAGGGCUUUUAGUAACAAUAAUAAUAAAACCUUGAAUGGUUUGGAUGUUGAUUUUGAUGACGAAGUUACACCGCUAACGAGAAGCGCCUCGCAACUUGUCUAUGAUACCUAUUCCAAUAAAACUGCUAACGGUGGUCAUAAUAAGAAUAAAAAAAAACGAAGCAGUUUGACAAUUUUUAAUCAGCCAGCGCAACAAUAUUAUGAUCAUAUCAACACCAAUACGAAACCUAAUGUCAAUAUUGCAUCUGUAGCCGCACCGUCUUCGCCGACAUAUUCACCACAUAAUUAUUUCAAUCAUCGUCGCCAAAGAAGGGAUAUGAUUUGGUACAAAUUAAGAAAUUUUAUAUAUUUUUCAUUCGUUAUUAUGUCUUUAUUAGUAGUCGGCUUCGUCAGUGGAUUUUUACUUGCGUCUAAUAAGGACUUGAACGAUUUUGAAGUUAUUUCAAUGGAUAAUGUUUUAGUAUCAUUAGAUGAAAUAGUUUUCGAUAUCACUACCCAGGCUUUUAAUGAAGGAAUGUUUACUAUCAGUGUGGAUACUGUUGAAUUGGAUAUAUUUGCAGAAUCUAAAUAUAUAUCAGACAACUUUAUUACUAUAGAUGGUGCCCCAAAAAGUAUGAUAGAAACUAUUCUAUUGGGAACGGUUUACAAAUUGGAGACACCUUUAGAAUUUCGUGGUGGAUUUUGGAAAAAAAACUAUGAUAUGUCUAUUUCCUCCGUCAAAUUGAAAUCACCUGGUCAACAAGAUACACCAUCUUCUCCAGACGAUGGUGAUGAAAAUGAAGGUAACAAAACUGUAAUUCUUCGUAGUCCAAGUGGAAUGAAUCUUGUUGAUGAUAACGAUAGUGACAAUAAACAGAAAUAUGGAAAAUGGAAAAAUAUUAUUAAGAAUGAAUUUACUUUGAUUGUUAGAGGUAAUGUUUACUAUAAGGUUCCUUUUAUCAGUUCUGAAAAGUCGGUUGGUGUUCAAAAGUCAACGGUCGUUUAUCCCAAAAUUUUAUAG
Molecule: messenger RNA, 5244 nt
Organism: Saccharomycodes ludwigii
Lineage: Eukaryota; Fungi; Ascomycota; Saccharomycetes; Saccharomycodales; Saccharomycodaceae
Gene: VAC7
Product: Vac7p
Exons: 1
Coding region: 1-5244 (1747 amino acids)
Biological process (GO): vacuole inheritance; protein localization to vacuolar membrane; positive regulation of phosphatidylinositol biosynthetic process
Cellular component (GO): fungal-type vacuole membrane; PAS complex
Source: RefSeq, a predicted model, not a curated record